Pyrus x bretschneideri (Chinese white pear) is the source of this 3442-nucleotide messenger RNA. RefSeq lists its product as uncharacterized. The record is from RefSeq and is a predicted model, not a curated record. The coding region runs from base 326 to 1066 and encodes 246 amino acids. NCBI's taxonomy places the organism in Eukaryota, Viridiplantae, Streptophyta, Magnoliopsida, Rosales, Rosaceae. The transcript has 5 exons.
UAAACAUGGAACUGUAAUUGGACCACAGAAUUAUGUUUGAAGAUUGACGAUGGUAGUGGUAAAGGGUUUUUUUAUUAACUGUGUAUAUCUGCAGGAACUAGUUAGAAGCAAGCGAAGAGGCAGUUUUUUGAGUACUUGCAAGGUGAGGCAGAGUCUGCUUUGGAAAGGCUUCUUCAGUGUGCAGAGAAGGAGCUACUGCAAUUCCUUAGUGCAGAAGGCCCAUCGAAAGAAUUCAUUGAUUUCCAUACAAAGCUAGCUGGACUUACCGGGGUGACUAAAAAUUACUUCCAGAACCUGGUAAUGGCAUUAGAGAAAGGCCUAUGUGAUGUGGACUCUCAAGCAGUUUGCGGUGGGUCAACAAGCUCAAAAGGUCGUUCUUUCCCGACUUAAAAGGAAUCUGAGGUCUAGGUGUGGAAGCAAGAUGAAUUCCUCAAGUCCAACUCACGACUUCAAUGAGAAGCCACCGAUUAAGAGGGCAAGAAAAGAAGUAUUGAAUGAGAAGCCGCUGAUUAAGAGAAAGAGAGCAAGAAAAGAACCGGGUUCACAAAAACAUUCUAAUGUGAAUGUGAUCACCAAUACCCCUGCUGUUGUGCCUUUUGUUGGAAUUGAAAGCAAUAUGAUUACUGACACUAGGUAUGAUGAUCAGGGGUGCAUAACCAACAUUAACGGCAAUAUGAAGCCGACUGAUUUCUCUGAUCCGGAUAGUGUGAUAUUGAUGAGUGAUGUUCCUUCUUAUCCCAUAUGCUUGGACAGGGACACUAGCAAUCACGACCAGGGGUGCAUAAGCUACAUUAAUGGAAAUGUGAUGCCCUUUCCCACUCAUAUUUCAGAUCAUGAAUAUGUGCCACUGAUGAGUGAUGUUCCUUCUUCUCCACUAUUCUUGGGCGGCAGGGAAUAUCCUUUAGAUGGUGAAGCAGUGCGUGGAGACAUUAAAGAACGGUUGACAACGCUUGAAGGUAAAUUGCCCCAGGAGUGGCCUCAAAUUGACGAAAUCAGCCAACUGUUAGAUGGGUUCAAUUACUGGAUAGACUGUUUGUGGAUGAGCGAUUCUGUGAAUCAUCAAUAGAGGGACGUAGAGGUGACAGCAGCUGUCUAAUUUCCAUGGCGUGCAUAUAGAAGCACAGUGAUUACCUGGGCCUUCUUCUCUGCCGUACUGAUCCAUUGCGUGCCUUUCAUUUUGCUGCACCUCAGGUCUACCGUGUUUCCCCCAGUCAUGUGUAUGUAUGUGCUUCUAGGAUUGUUUCCAAUUUUAAUCCACUGAAUGCUUUAUAAUACAUUUCUUUUGCACCCAAGUAUCUUACUUUCUUUUUAUUUUUAUUGACAAAAGGUUUCAAGGUUGAUGAUUUCAAUUACUAUACUAAAUUUGAAAAUCAAAUUAAUGUUUUCUUUUGCUUUGAAUUACUCCCUCUGCAUGUGUGGCUUGUGAGCAUAAGCAUGUUCUGUGUAUUGUGCUUGAAUUUUGAUGGUAACAUGGUGUGUUAAGUGUUCAGUGUAAGUUUGUGAACGUGUUGAUAGUUUUGUUGAUGAUAAGGACAAUUAUCAUGUUUCUUGCCACUGUUUUUAUGGAUUUUUUGUGGAAUGUAAGUUUUCUCUCUUUAAUUUUUAGUAUUCAUACCUUAGUCUAUAUUAGAUGUGUCACGUUCUGUUUUGGACCAGCAAUGCAAGUUUCUCGCUGUUGUCCUCAGUUGUGUUUUACAAUUCUAUUGGUCUUGACAUCUUGUCCAUAACUGAUUCUCUUUUUACAGUUCUUUAAUUCUCUAACUCCACCUGUGUAAGUUUAUCUUACACUGCCGGUCCCAAGCCCGGAUAAAGGAAGAGGGGGAGGGCAUCAAGUAGUCGACAACUGGCACUUCGUUUUCUCGUCUAUUCCCUAUGAGUUCUUUAAUUUCUCUACUCAACAGGAUGGUCGUGAUUCUAAAAAAUUGAAGCACUUUAUUCUUUCUUUACAAAUUGCAUCUCUUUAAGUACGAGGUAGGAUGCGGAGCUCACAUGCUGUUCCCUGUGUACUUGCAGUUCUUUUGGUGUAGAUUUCUUCACCGUGUAGGACUAGUUUUUGAAGCUACUGUCUCUUAGGUUUUCAGUUUCAGUAGCUGUUGAUGCGUCUGGUAUUAUUUUUAUGUUUGCUAUCAUUUGGCAUUCAUAGAGACACACUAAGAUGAACAAGUAAUAUAAAUUAUCUCAAUAUUCAAAAUUUGUAAAGGGUCAUCAAUUUCCUGGUUUCCACGUCAGGUAUUAAGAGAAACACGAUGAUGGGGAACAUUGCACAAGGCUUCCUUCUAUGCUUUAUACUCUUGUUUCCUAUUCUAUAUUAUCUGCGGGCAAGGCAUGCUUGCCUAUUCAUGCUUCAAAUUGUGCCAUAUUUGUUGUUUCAUGUUGUAUUUGUAUGCGCUUUUCAAUAUGAAGUGGUGGAGGGUAUUAAAAUUACCUCAUUUUGAAGAGUUCUUCAAAGUGUUGAUUGUGGUUUUGCAAUUUGUUAGGCGUCUGCACUGCAGAUUCAGAUAGAGAGGUAGUGAGAAAAAAGAUGAUGAUGAUCUUUGAGAUUUGAUUUGGAGGCCUUGAUUGGAGAGUUUGAUCUCCUGCCUGAUCCUGCCGCUGCUGCCGCGGCCUCUGUUGCAGAUGAGAUCAAGAUGGGGCUAAGAACAACAGAUGAAUGAGAUGAUUAUGAGGACUUGAUUGUGAAUAUAUUUGAUCGUAUUGGAGGAGAGAUGAUGCGUGGUGAGUAUCCUAAUCAAGAUCAUGCACAACAACCUGCUGCACCUGAUGACAAAUUGACACCGGGACAUGCUUCUGAAGCUGAAGAUUUGGAAGAUCUAACUUAUUGAUGAACCGCUUUUCUGGCCAUUUGAGCAGAAAACUGAUUGGAAUUCAGAAGCAAACUGCAAUUACUUUUCCAUGUCACCCCGGAAGGGCAUAAGUAUAACAGCGUCUGAAACUCCAUCAGAUUCAAUUCCGUUAGAACACCAUGAUAGGAACAUGGAUGCUGAAGAAGGGCAGGGGUAAGACUAGUUUUCAGCUCAGGAUCAGCAGCAUCGAAGAUUAUGAAAUUGAAGCAAAAAUACAAGGGUGUCCCGCGGACUAAUACUUUAACUUCAAGGUUGAGCAAGGCAACCAAAAUUUGCGAGAAAAAUGUACCUUUAGAUACCAAAUAUUAUGCUGUAGAACCCGAAAAUGGAAAAGUACAUGUCAAUGAACCAGUUGGUAUGGUUAACGAUCGCAUAGAUGAAGAUAUUGCAGCAAAAGAAGUUCUCAUUGAGACAUUCACGGGCCUUGCUGAGUUUGAUGGACACGAGCAUGUUGAUUCAGAAUUCAACGAAGAUGAUUUCUCACUGCAUGCGUCUCUUUGUUAGUUUGAUUGUAGAGCGUUUCUCAUUGUGUAGAUGAAUGAACCACAAAGUGAAAAUCUGGAUGCUUAUAACAGUCUUGGUCAGUCUUUUAACAAUCA